GUGGGAUCAGUUUUAAAACCAUCCCAUUAAUCAUCGUGACUCUCAAAGUGGUUUCCUGCUGAAGAAGCUUGUCUUGGGAAAUACAUGACCAGCAUCCUUUUGAUUAUUAUGUCAGCAACCUUUUUACCAAAGGCCGGCUUCCCAUGGAAUGUUACCCUCAACUCCUGAACGCCUACAGUAUAUGUGCUUUGUGUGCUUUGUUUCCACCAAACUCGGUAACACUACCCCUCCCUUAUAGCUCCCACGUGUGAAAUAUCUCCUGGCAACAUUGUACAGUAUUUCCAAGUUCAGCAUCUAAUAUUUAAGUGAAUGUGUUUGUUUCCAUCACCCUAGCACAGGUUCAGCACAUGUAAAACUAGGGGUUUAGACUCAAAGAUUUAGACUUGAACAUGGAAUUGGGUUUCCUUAUUGGGAAGCAGUGUUGUGCUGUGCUUGUGUCUGUUCCCUGCUAAAUCCCCGAGUGGUGAUGGAACACCUUUAGUUAGGUUAUUCGGGACCUCAUGAGAGAUCCCGCUCUCGGGUGUGAAAUUCCCCUUAUAUGCGACCCCCACUCCCUGUUUAUAACCCUCGCCUGUGUGCCGUGCCUGCUGAUUCGCACACCACCCCCUUGGAAGUAUGAGUGUUCUCAGAGUCUCGUCCUACCGUCGCUUGUUUGAGGAGGAGGAGUGGGGUUCUAGCCCAGCGGCGAGCCUCCAGUGUGGGGGGCAGUACCGAGCAGCAGCCAGAGCUGGUCGUGGUGUGGAGCUGGACUUCGCUGCUGCCCGGACUCUGAACAGAGAGGGUCUGUCGAGCUGUGUGAGGGACCGCAGUCUGAUAGCAGCUCUCAACAACAGGCUGGUCAACCUCAUUGAAACGGUGAGUCCCCAGCCUUCAGCAACUCCAGUGCAAUCUGACAAACAGCAGAGACAUGCUGUUUUCAGUCAAAGAUCCUGUUGUCCAUCUCUCUGCAGGUCUCGCAGUGAACCAGGCGCAGGAUACCACGAGUAUGUGGACGUUCAGAGCUGCCAGGACGUGGUCCAUCUUUACCACUUACUGUGGUUUGCGACGAUACUGAAUAUCGUGGCUCUGUUUCUCGGGAUCGUCACAGCUGCGGUGCUUGGAGGAUUUAAAGAUAUGGGCCCUCCUCUCUCCUGUGAGCCGGAGACAUUGCCCGUCCCAGUGCCCUGUGAACCCCAACAGCAGGUGAUUCCGUACAGCAGCUACAGCACCCCACACCUACCCCCAUACACUACCUACGACCUUCAGAAUUCCAUCACCUUCCCAACAGCCACUCCGUCAGACGAUUCCCAGUCGGGCUCCAGCUACGUGUGGGCGUCUUACGCCCCUCCGCGUUACUCCCCGCCCUACUUCUCUCCAGAUGAGAAGCCGCCCCCCUACAGCCCCUGAGGACAGGCUCCGGACCUCCUCGCGCAUUGCUGGAGACACUGGCAGGAACUUUAAUGUGACCGGGGAAAGGUUCUGCCAUCAUCAUCCCUGCAAAGAAGACACUGUGAUUAUUUAUUUUUUUUUCUACAGGAAUUUAAUUUCGGAACUUUAUAGACCUGAUCACCGUGCACGCUACUGUACAGUAUUGUGGGAGGGCUUCUCCGAUGAUCUCGCCGCUCACCACAGCGAAGCCUGUUAGCAGCCUUGCCUCAGCUGCUCGUGUUUAAGUGAUUUUUAAGGAAUGAUAACCAAAGCUUUCCAUUUUCAUUGCUGUGCGCUGAAGAUCUUUUGGUUCUUUGCUUUAAAAAAAGUAGAUAUUUUAAAUCCACUACUAUAGAAAUGAUCAUUAAACACAGGAAAAUAGUGGAGCUGUAAUAAUGUUGCCAGUGCCAAGAUGAUGGGGUUCAAAAGACUUGAUUAGCACUCCUUUAAGGAUUAGGGAUAGUUCUGAACCUAUUGAUAGAGGGCUUUACAAUGUGAAAAGUAACUUUUAUUGGACAUUUUACAGGCAAUAUAAUAGGUACAAUAUGCAUUUGGAGGAGUUCCCUAACUAGGAAUACGAAUAAGGAGACUUUCCUCCUUUCCAGCCACCGUGUGGGCAUCUCCAGGUAGCAAGCCGUAAUGACGACUUUUAACAGCACGUCACUUACUGGUCUACAGCCUUAAAAAGGACCUUUGACAAUACCAUUGUGUUAAAAAUAAUAAUAAUUAACCACUGUAUGAGGGGCUUUUAACGAUGCAGCAGUUUCAAGACAGUGAAGUCCAUUAACCUUCCAUUUCAAAUAUGCUUUCCGUUCGAACAAUACUGAAAUGUGCCAGAACCGUGAUUCAUUUUGAUCCACCCCAUCUCAAGAGCGAGCGCUGGUGGAGGAUUGUGCACGCACUGCCUUUGUGCUAAGAUGGCAAAUAUAACAUUGGUUUGGAAAAGUCUUGGAGCAAUCCAGUGUUUUCAUUUGAAAGUGCUUAAGGUCGUGAAACAAGGGAGGCAACAAGCAGCUUCUUUUUCCAUUGUUUGAGUUAAGGUACAAUGUCAGAAGUUUUGAUUUGGUCAUAUUACAAUGUCACUGUCAACUUACUGGCUUCAGCAGAAACAAUGCUGCCAUGUGUUAUCAUGUGGAAGAGCCCAUGUGCUUAUUUUGUUUCUAGACUGUUUAAAACCCUGGACUCCAUAACUGGAUAUUACAAUAAGCAAAAAAUGUGUGAUUAUAAAUAUCAUAGCGGUGUGUCAUUGUUUUGUUUGUAUAUAUUUUGUAAUAAUACAGCAUCUCGAGAUGGUAAAAGGUUACUAGUAAGAGGGAAGGAAACAUUACCUUCCUUUAAGUGAAAAUUCAGUUAUUUAAAAGGUAUGCAACAGUGAUGACUUCACUUAGAUCUUUUAUUUAACAUCAAGCAGCAAAAAAACUACAACUCAAUAUCGCAAAAAGUCUACCGAAAGCCAUAAUAGCAGUACAGUAUUUCAUGUUCGAUUUCAAAAUGCCACGUCAGCUUUUU
Messenger RNA from Polyodon spathula (Mississippi paddlefish), 2916 nucleotides. RefSeq names its product transmembrane protein 255A-like. Lineage: Eukaryota; Metazoa; Chordata; Actinopteri; Acipenseriformes; Polyodontidae. The record is from RefSeq and is a predicted model, not a curated record. Bases 616 to 1386 code for a protein of 256 amino acids. The transcript is spliced from 5 exons.